Molecule: messenger RNA, 522 nt
Organism: Solanum pennellii
Lineage: Eukaryota; Viridiplantae; Streptophyta; Magnoliopsida; Solanales; Solanaceae
Product: ring-infected erythrocyte surface antigen-like
Exons: 2
Coding region: 1-522 (173 amino acids)
Source: RefSeq, a predicted model, not a curated record
AUGAUGGGAGACCUAUAUGGGAGGCCAUCACGGAUAGUUUUGCCCUUCAAGGUCCAUGAAGGGGGACGUGAAAAAGAAGUUCAAGGGGAGAAGGAGCUUGAUGGACAAAAUGAAAAUCAAGAGUCUAAUGAAUUAGUUGAAGAAGCAGAGGAAAAAGCUGGAGGGAAUCAUGAAUCUAAUGAAAAUAUGGAAGAAACAGAGGAAAACGCUGGAGUACAUCAAUUAGAAGAAAAUCCAAAUGGAGAAAUUGUUGAAAAUGAAGAAGAAGUUGGGCAAAAGGAGGUUGAUGGAAAUGAAGAAUCUAAUGAAACAAAGGAAGAAGCUGAAGUAGGAGAAACAGAAGAAAAUCCAGAAGGAGAAAUUGUUGAAAAUGAAGAUAACGAGGAUGAAUAUGAAAAAGAAAGAAAACGACGAGAUAUUAAACAAGGAAAACAACCAAUGUAUAAAGAAGGAGGACCAUUCAAGGAUUAUGAAGAAAAAAACGAAGGAAAAAAAUUUGAUUUGGAUAAGUGGAGCUGGUAA